GGGAGGCGGCGGCAGCGGCGGGCGGGUGGUCUCGGCCGGCAGCAGCGCAUAGUCCCGCAGCCGGUGCCGCUCGGCUGUUCUGCUCGCGGGGCAGCGCAUCUGCCAUCCCCACCCCUGAGGGCGCGGGGCAGCCUCCGCCGGGACUUCAUGUCUGUGCUGUGUCCCCUGCCCUGCUCUGAUUAUCUGAGAUCAGCUGAAAUGACUGAAGUGAUGAUGAACACCCCAGCCAUAGAUGAGAUUGGGCUAAGCCCUCGCAAGGAUGGCCUGUCAUAUCAGAUCUUCCCUGAUCCCUCAGACUUCGACCGUUACUGUAAGCUGAAGGACCGCCUGCCCUCCAUCGUGGUGGAGCCAACGGAGGGCGAUGUGGAGAGUGGCGAGCUGAGAUGGCCACCUGAAGAGUUCCUUGUGCAGGAGGAGGAGGAGGAAGAGGAGGAAGAAAACUGUGACGGCGCAAAGAAGGACAACAAGGAGCAAUAAAUGGCAUCUGAGGAAAGGCAAGGGACUGCACCCUUCUGAAGGAAGAGCCACACUUCUUUUGAAAGUCUUUUUUUUAAAAAAAGACAAGUUCAAUUUUGCACCUGCGAGAUCUUAGUUUUUUUGUAUUCUCUGUAUUGAGAACUGAAGCCCUCGGUGUCACCAGACCUCCUGAGGAAGGAAGGAAGUAACGCAGAGAAAUGUUUGCUGUUCUCGAGAUCACUAUCUGUAUUUUUCCGAGGCGGAGGCAGCAGUGAAAUUCCAAGCACAUGGCAGAGGGUGACUACGCGAGGACUGCUGGAGGGGGGAGCUUGGGGAGGGGAAGGAAAGUGGGAGGCAGCAGCAUUCGGCCAGGAGCUGCCUCUGGCUAAAAGCAUGAGAGCAGAGCUGUAAUCUCUCAGAUUUGCCUUUCUUACAGCUUCCAUUUUAUGUGUUGGGGGGUCGAAGUGUGUCUGUAGCAAAGCAUGGCUAAACGCUCUACUGAUGAGGGGCCUGUAGCUCUCCCCGGUUGGGCACCUCCUAGGGUAACAUAAGUGUCCGUGGGAGUCAUCUGGUUUCUUGCUCUUGCUGUUGAGCCUGUUUUCCAGCCACUUUUCCCAAAGCUGUUUUCUCCCCCUCUGUUUGCCUUUAGACUCUUCAACGCUGAACAGCUGUAUUUGCAGGGUAAUGUUAGGCUGCUGCUUGUCAUCUCCGCUGUGAGGCCCUUGUUUAUCUUGCAGGUGGUUAGUGUGAGGCAAUGGGCAUUGGAUGUGAAGGGGCUUCUGUCUGCAGCAAGAGCUCAUGUAGGUUUGAACACCGUGGAUUUUUCUCUCCUAUUUGCUGAGGCAGCUGUGGUCCAUCUCAUUUCGGACGCUGCCCAAAGCCAGUGGGUGGAGGUUGUGCCUCCUUACCUUGGCAUCUUUGAGGGUUUCAUGUGUCUGACUUGCUGGUCAAUGGGCUUGAGAGGGCUGGGGUGGGGGAUCUCCUCUAGCUUGGCGCUGCAGAGGCUCCUCAGUGUGGAAUGGGCAUGGUGAGGAGUGCUGGCAGACCUGGAGGUAAUCCAAAAAUGAAACACUGGUGAGAUCUGGUGUGGAUCACCAGUGGAAAAGGGGGGUUUGCAGGGGGGGGUCUGUGGGGAGAGGAUUGGCCUGGGUGUCCUGAGGCAAGAUGUGUUUUGGCUUCUUGGCAAGGGCAAAACAUUCAUGGGUGUUUAAUGAAGUGCAGACUGGCUUGCAGAGUCUGUGGUUGUGUCCUCAUCACCAUGUCCUGCUUCAAGGAGAAGUCAUCUGUCCCUGUUUGGGGGGGGGGGGGGCAGUCUGCUGCCAGACAGGGUCACCCACUGCUUUCCUGGGAAGUGAUGGUCUUGCAGCUUUGGGCACUAGCUCAGGAGUUGGUUGGUCUUGGGAUAGGAUGAGAACAGUUACCACCUAAACCAAAUCUGGGGUCAUGGAAGACAAAAAUGUCAAGGCCUUAACCAAACUUUCAUAAUAAUCCCAACACCACCCCCUUUGCUUGUAACUGGUUCCAUUUUUAAAAUCUAUUUGGACAUGUGUGUAUUUGUAUUUUUAUUACCUCAUGAGUAGUUGAACGCUGGUGGGGGUUGGGAACUGCUUUUAACAUGUUGGCAGGAAUGUUUUAGUCUUGUCUUGCUUGUGUUUAAACAUAAUGGCAAUAAUUUAUCAGCUCUGCAUAACUGUUUCAGACAGAUAGGAGUUUGGAGAUGAGUUAGCACAAAGCGGGAGAAAUGCAGCGUUCCUACGCUGUGUUGGUCUCUGGUCCAGCAGUGCAGACCCGGUUCUACGCGCUCCCUGCCCGUCUUGGUGGACAGUUGAUCACCGAAUGGUCAUGAUGUGGUGAUGCCAUUUUCUCUAGUGAUGGAUUCAGCUGUUGUAUCUGUAACGCUUGUUCUAGUCUUGCUGUCUUACUGGAAUGAGCUUGUACACCUGCAUACCAGCCAGUCGUCUUAUUUCUAAGUGUUACUCUCUAUUGGUCUCUAUCAUCUGUACCACCAAGUCAAAGCUGUAUAUCAAAGAUAUUACCAUGUGGGCAGCAAUGGGAUGGCAAUCCUUGGACUUCAGACCUGCCGUCUGCCCUAAAGACUUGCAUAUUUCUGUCUGCAUCCUUUUUUUGGAAGUAUUGUGUAUAUUUCUAUUUGUUGUUGAGCGUAUCUAAAGAACAAAGCACUCCAGUAAAACUCCUCCUGUUGUAUGAUAUACAUUCUAUAUUUCUGUAAUUCUUUUUUGAGCCUCAGGGAGAAGCUAGCAUUUUUUUCAAACUACAUUUUUGUCACUGUGACAGUUGUAAAUAAAGUUUGAAAAUGCUUUCCAAA
Messenger RNA from Falco peregrinus (peregrine falcon), 2782 nucleotides. It is a transcript of the gene LBH, whose product is annotated as LBH regulator of WNT signaling pathway. Gene Ontology annotation, cellular component: nucleus. Bases 148 to 477 code for a protein of 109 amino acids. Gene Ontology annotation, biological process: positive regulation of DNA-templated transcription. The record is from RefSeq and is a predicted model, not a curated record. Lineage: Eukaryota; Metazoa; Chordata; Aves; Falconiformes; Falconidae. The transcript has 3 exons.